UCCACUAGCAAGUCAACGAUAGAUAUUAGAGCAAUAAUAUAUAACACUCGGCGCCUCGGAGGGAGCGCGCGGCGCUGAGGACGGGCCUCAAAGGGAUAUGCAAUCAAAUAAAGCAAAGGCCGAGGCGCUGGGACGGAAGGCAAAGCUUGCCAACUCGUAUCAGGAGCUACUCGACGAAUUUUCGGAUAAGGACCUAAAAAAUGUCGGCAACUACACUCUGGGAAAGCUGAUAGGGAAGGGUUCCUUCGGCAAGGUCUAUCUUGCGAAUCAUAAACUCACAAAUGGAUCCAAGGUCGUCCUCAAGUCAGCCAACAAGGACGACUCCAAUCUCGCCAGGGAAAUCCACCACCAUCGUCAAUUUGUCCAUCCCCAUAUCGCACGGCUAUACGAAAUAAUAGUUACCGAAUCAUUAGUGUGGCUUGUUUUAGAAUAUUGUCCAGGUGACGAGCUUUACAACUACCUUCUCAAGAAUGGUACUUUACCAGUUGAAAAGACCCAAAGGAUAUUUACGCAACUCGUCGGUGCCGUAUCCUAUGUACAUCAACAAUCAUGUGUUCAUCGCGACUUAAAACUCGAAAAUAUUUUGCUCGACAAACACGAGAAUGUCAAGUUGGUCGAUUUUGGUUUUACGCGCGAGUAUGAGGGCAAAGCCAACUAUCUUCAAACGUUUUGCGGUACAAUAUGUUACUCAGCACCCGAGAUGUUGAAAGGGGAGAAAUAUGCUGGCGAGAAGAUAGACGUGUGGAGUUUGGGUGUAAUUCUUUAUGCGCUGUUAUGCGGCGAGUUGCCGUUUGACGAAGACGACGAUAAUAUUACGAGAACGAAAAUCCUAACGGAGGAACCGAAAUACCCAGAACGUUUACCACCCGAUGCUAUUGCUCUAAUCAGGCUCCUACUUUCUAAACGACCGUUACUACGACCUACCCUUCCCGAAAUUCUCUCUCAUCCCUUCCUCGCCGAACAUGCUCCUCAGCAACAAGCAAUUCUCAAGUUACAUCAACCUCCGCCGUUUACAACCCACCUAGAAAAGGACUGCUUACAGCGAAUGCGUAGUGCUGGCGUAGAUAUCGAUGCCGUCAUUGAGAGUGUUCUAGCCCAACGAUGCGACGUACUAGCGGGUUGGUGGACACUACUAUUGGAAAAGGAAGAAAGGAAGGCUCGUCGGCGUGAGAGGAGGAGGAAGGAGAAAGAAUCAGAGAACCGGAAUUCUCGCCGUUUUUCGGCAGCAUCCAGUAAGCUCGAACGAAUGGCACCAAUCCUCGACGAAGACCCUAGCGGAUCUGGAGAACCACCUUUACCUAAGACGAGAGGGCGCCCGGAAAGGAGGAGCGCUCGAUAUAGCGACUCCCAAAUUCCAGAGUUGCCAAACUUGCCCGAGUCACAGGUGAAGGGACAUCUAAGUCCCGAUGGUAGUACACCACCUCCUCCAAUAGAUAAGGAUUCGGUGAGGUCGGUCAGCUCAUCACGACACCAACGUCCUAUACCCCCUCCAAAAGAAGGCAUUCUUCGAAGUGCGAGAUCGAGAGGUUCAACACUGCAUCUUGUGACUACCUCGGAUGCACUAGGAAAUAGCGAGGUUCGGGAGCUAAAUCCUCCCCCGAAAGUCCGGAAAAAGCCUUCACAAGCAAUUGUUGCGACGUGGAAGAAUUGGACACACUGGAUUGUUGAAAACACCAGGCGGCACAAACCUAAUAAGCGAGGGAGCAUGUCUACGCCUAACUUGGCCACUAAGGAUGGACAGUCUGGCAACAAGAACCCAAAAGAUGCUAGCCCUCGACCUCAUACUAGCAAAUAUCCCGCUUCCCUACAAGGUGCUGGAACAUCGAGCGGUGGAAACUCACCAAGUCUACCUAACGGGAAUGCUAAAAGCACCGGAGCAGCUGGUGGUAGUAAUCCAACAAAGAAGCCUGUACCAACACCUCUUAGGACCCCUUCCAACUCGGGACCGCGUCGUAUGCCUUCCGCCGCCUCAUCAUAUAAACGCCAAUCCUUAUCACCAGUCCCACUUACACCUCGUUCAACCAUCCGUCGCUCUUCAACCGGUCUCCGAGGUAGAAAGUCGACCUCGUCUUCUCUAUCAUCUAUUCGGACUAUGCCACAUCACCAUCAUUCACAUUCGAAGGCCAGCUCAACAAGCUCUACGGGGUCAGUAUCAACAACGAAGACACCUGGACGCUCACCACAUCAUUCGGUAAAGGUUCUGCCAGCUACGCCAACAAACAAGUCGUUCCCAUCUAAUAUCCGCCUUGUUCGAGGUCCCGCGCUGUCCUUGAAUUUUAACGAAGGCAUGCCGUCAUCUAAGUCGGGACCAAACCCCCCAGGUUCCCCCAACCCUUUUUCAUCGAAUAGCCCUUCGGUACUUUUCGCUAAGCGUAAACGAAAUAUUUUUAAGGGACCAAUGCUUUCUAUCGGCAGCCAGUCCCGUAGUAGUGGUAAUUCUGGCGGCCAUAGCAGGAGUGCGAGCGCCAGCGGGCUAGGGCGAAGAAGCGGUGAGAUAACAAUUCAGGAAGAAGACGAGGAGGCGGAGGAAGAAAUACCCGAUAUCGAAGCCGAUGAUGACGUUGAGGAGGUUGAUCAGUUUAGCCCCGUUGCGCAUAUUCCCGGACAAAAGAUCGAAGAAAUUUACGAAGUCGAAGGAGAAAUUAAAGAGGCCGUGUUAAAUGCAGCUGCUAGUGUUGAGGCUGGCACAUCUAAAUGAUUGACAUAAGGAGCAAGGACUUGAUACCAUGUAGUAGUACGGACGCAUCAUAUCACAGCAAGCUGUGAUAUCAUAAUGGGGGAUUUCGGAUGCAUUGUUAUAUAGAUAUCUACCUAGGGUAUUUGGUUUUGUCAUUCUCCACUGUCUGGCGGACAGCAGGACAUCGCAAAGGCGACUGGAUCUAUACAGGCCUUAUUGUAUGAUUGGUAUUACCUACGCAUGUUGUACGGGCUUCGAAGGGGAAAGUAUUAUAUAUCAGAUGAGAUAUAUCUCA
Messenger RNA from Hypoxylon trugodes, 2972 nucleotides. Its product is annotated as kinase-like protein. Gene Ontology annotation, molecular function: protein serine/threonine kinase activity; ATP binding. Gene Ontology annotation, cellular component: cytoplasm. Gene Ontology annotation, biological process: intracellular signal transduction; protein phosphorylation. The record is from RefSeq and is a predicted model, not a curated record. Bases 98 to 2698 code for a protein of 866 amino acids. NCBI's taxonomy places the organism in Eukaryota, Fungi, Ascomycota, Sordariomycetes, Xylariales, Hypoxylaceae. The transcript has 5 exons.